Messenger RNA from Cebus imitator (Panamanian white-faced capuchin), 1119 nucleotides. RefSeq names its product small nuclear RNA activating complex polypeptide 5 (gene SNAPC5). Lineage: Eukaryota; Metazoa; Chordata; Mammalia; Primates; Cebidae. The record is from RefSeq and is a predicted model, not a curated record. Gene Ontology annotation, cellular component: nucleus. Bases 86 to 379 code for a protein of 97 amino acids. The transcript has 3 exons. Gene Ontology annotation, biological process: transcription by RNA polymerase II; transcription initiation at RNA polymerase III promoter.
CGGCUUCCGGGAGUCGGCGGCGAUGGCGUCAUCACCGAGCGCCGGGCCUACGGCAGCGCGGAGGCCGGCGGUGUGAGCAGGAAACAUGCUGAGCCGGCUUCAGGAACUGCGCAAAGAGGAGGAGACGCUGCUGCGGUUGAAGGCGGCCCUGCACGACCAGCUGAACCGCCUCAAGGUUGAAGAAUUAGCCCUCCAAUCAAUGAUCAGUUCUAGAAGAGGAGAUGAGAUACUGUCUUCUCAAACUGUACCUGAACAGUCACGUGAUAUGUUGGUGCAUGUAGACAAUGAAGCAUCAAUCAACCAAACGACACUGGAGUUGAGCACAAAGAGUCAUGUGACAGAAGAGGAAGAGGAGGAAGAGGAAGAAUCAGAUUCCUAAAGGAGGGGAAAAACCAGGGUCAGUUACACAAAUUGCAUUUCUAAGUCUCAGACUACUUCUCCUCCAGGAAAUCAUCUUGCCACGGGCCCUGUGGCCUGCUUGAAAGAAAAGCAAGAACUAUAAGAAGGAUGUGUAGUUGCAAAAAUAGUUCCAUCAGUAACUGAAGCUUCAGAACGUUAUGACGUGGAGAAAAUCAAAGAUGCUUUGUCAGCAUUGAGCAAUAUGGAUGGUGCUGUCUGUGAUCUGAUCAGAUUCAGUAAGUGUUGAAAACAAAAUUUGCUCUCAAAUACUGAUGAGAAAGUCUGGCAUUUACAAAAAGGGCAGUUUAAAUACAAGCCAGCCUUUCUACCCAACAAUGCCUCUUUUAAGAAAAUUAAAGGCUGUCUGCAUGCCGCUGAACCCUUGUGAGCAGUUAGGCCACAGUCUAGGACAAAAAGAUGACCAGGGGAAGGACUGAGGGCCAUCUGAGAGCACAAGCUGUCGCUCCCCCUCAGAGGCACUGAAACACUGCAUGCUGUAAACUGCUUUGUGGGCCAGGCGCCGUGGCUCAUGCCUGUAAUCCCAGCACUUUGGGAGGGCAAGGCAGGUGGAUCACGAGGUCAGGACAUCAACACCAUCCUGGCUAACACAGUGAAACCCAGUCUCUAAAAAUAAACUGCUUUGUGUAGCUGCUAUCAUCUCUCACUCGAGACAUCACUGGUAAAAUAUUUUUAUAAAUAAUAAAUUAUAAAUAGCCAUCA